Molecule: messenger RNA, 937 nt
Organism: Theobroma cacao (cacao)
Lineage: Eukaryota; Viridiplantae; Streptophyta; Magnoliopsida; Malvales; Malvaceae
Source: RefSeq, a predicted model, not a curated record
AUGGACGUCGAGAAGACUCACCUGAAUAAUCAAAACAUGAAAACAAAUUCAAGCCAGCCACGUUGCCCAGUCGUACAAAUCACAGUGGCUUAUACGAAUCCCCAUACACCAAAAACUACUAUUUCAUUGAAAUUUGGCGUUUAUUUGGAGUUUCCUGGCGGCAUUCUGACGGUGAAAGGGACCACCUAUGAAAACAUGAACCAAGUGGAAGGGCAAGAACAUCUCUUUGGCACGCUUUUGUCUGAAAACGUUAUUGGCGUUAUCCAUGAUCAUUGCAUCACAUUCUACUUGGAUAUGGACAUAGAUGGCUCCGAUAAUUCCUUUGUUAAAGUAAAUAUCAAGAGGCAAGAUACCUCUCCGGGAGAGUCACCAAGAAAAAGUAAAGCUGUCAGAAAUGUGGCUAAAACAGAGAAAGAUGCACAAGUUCAGCUUAAACUCUAUGACCCAUCUGAGUUCCAUGUGAUCAAUCCAACUAAGAAGACAAGGGUUGGGAACUCGGUUGGAUAUAAGGUAGUUCCUGGCGGUACCGCCUUUAGCUUGCUGGAUCAUGAAGAUCCACCACAGAGAAGAGGUGCAUUCACAAAUAACCAGAUAUGGGUCACUCCAUAUAACAAAAGCUAGCAAUGGGCAGGUGGAUUAUUUGUUUACCAGAGCCAGGGUGAAGACACUCUUGCAGUUUGGUCUGAUAGGGACCGAUCAAUUGAGAACAAGGAUAUUGUGCUGUGGUAUACUCUAGGCUUCCAUCACAUACCAUGCCAAGAGGACUUUCCUAUUAUGCCAACUGUUUCCUCAAGCUUUGAUUUGAAGCCAGUUAAUUUCUUCGAGAGCAACCCAAUUCUUCGGAUUCCACCCAAUGUUGAAAAGGAUUUACCUGUUUGCAAGCCUGCUGGUUCAGCAUGAAACGCUAGUUUCAGAACAAGUCUAGGACCUACAAAGC